Hemibagrus wyckioides is the source of this 1899-nucleotide messenger RNA. RefSeq names its product ATP-sensitive inward rectifier potassium channel 1-like. Gene Ontology annotation, molecular function: ATP-activated inward rectifier potassium channel activity. The record is from RefSeq and is a predicted model, not a curated record. NCBI's taxonomy places the organism in Eukaryota, Metazoa, Chordata, Actinopteri, Siluriformes, Bagridae. The coding region runs from base 191 to 1312 and encodes 373 amino acids. Gene Ontology annotation, cellular component: plasma membrane. Gene Ontology annotation, biological process: regulation of monoatomic ion transmembrane transport; potassium ion import across plasma membrane. The transcript is spliced from 2 exons.
AUGAUAUCACCAUUAGAAAUUUACACAUUUUACUUAUUUAUUUGUUUUAAAUAUUUGUUUCUUUUUUGAUUUUUAAAAACAAGACAGAGAGAGAGAGAGAGAGAGAGAGAGAGAGACAGAAGGUGAAAGAACAAAAUUUUUGUAUCACAGAAGAACUGCUAUAGCAGAUUGAGCAUUCUGGACUUGGGAAAUGACACGCUCCUUGCAACAGUUGCUCCGAGACUACAUAACAAAGCAGAGCAUUUGCAAAAACCGUCUGGUAACCAAAGAUGGACACUGCAACAUUGAAUAUGGCAACAUGAGGUACAGCAGUCGCUUUGCAUAUGUGCAGGAUUUCUGGACAACCUUUGUGGAGAUACGGUGGCGUUUCAUUAUUUUAUUUUUUGUGGCCUCCUUCACUCUUAGUUGGUUCAUUUUUGGACUCAUUUGGUACUGGAUUGCUCAUGAUAAUGGUGAUCUUUGGUGGCAAAAUCCAUCUUCAGACCACAAACCAUGUAUAUAUAAUGUUUUUGGCCUAACAACUGCCUUCCUUUACUCACUUGAAACACAGAUGACUAUUGGUUAUGGUAUGCGAGUGCUUAGUCCAUACUGCCCUGGUGCUGUUGCCCUGAUAAUUAUACAGUCCAUCAUUGGUUUAUUUAUUAACUGCUUCUGGUGUGGACUGGUUAUGGCCAAAAUUACCUUACCCAAGAAAAGAGCCAAGACCAUUACUUUUAGCAAAAUGGCAGUUAUUUGCCCCAGAAAUGAUGCCCUCUGUUUGCAGAUAAGAGUGGCCAACUUGCGUAGGACCUUAAUGAUUGGAAGCCAGCUAUAUGGCAAGAUGCUUAGGACAACAGUCACUCCAGAAGGUGAGACCAUCAUUCUGGACCAGGUCAAUAUUGAUUUUAUGGUUGAUGCUGGAAAAGACAACCUCUUCUUCAUUUGCCCUUUGAGUUUGUAUCAUGUAAUUGAUAAGACCAGUCCAUUUUUUAAAUUUGCUCUAGACACACUUCUCCAACAGGAGUUUGAGCUGGUGGUAUUUUUGGAUGGCAUAGAUGAAUCUACCAGCUCCUCCUGCCAGGUCAGAACUUCUUACAUCCCACAGGAGAUUAAGUGGGGAUACAAGUUCCUUCCCUUCAUCUCCCGCAGUAAAGAAGGAAAAUAUCAUGUGGACUUCUCCAAUUUUGACAAAGUGGAGCCAAUUUCAACUGCACACUGUGCUCAAUGCUUCUACAAUGGGCAAAGCCAGCAUCACAGCCCCAAAAAUGGGAUUGACAACCCAGGGUUUGAUGUGAUUGAAGUUGAUGUUCCAAUCACUGGUACCAAGAUGUAGCCCUCUGCAUUCACCAACAGUUUAUUUGCUUUUAUAAUGGAUCACUAUCUAUAUUGAUUAGGCUUUACAGCACAAAUUAUAUUAAUCAAUUGAAAAUGGAAACCUAAGGCACAUAUUCAGGCAAUGUACAAUACCUCAAAUUUAAUGACAAUGUUUGCAUGAUCCAUCCUGACUCUUUGCACCAUAUAAUGAAACAAAAGCUGUGCAUUAGAAAACAACAACAUUUGGUUAACUUUCACUUGUUUUACUCAAAGGGAUGUGUCUGAAACAUAGAGCUUUUCUUAUUGUGCUCUUGUUAUGUGUUCUGUCAGAGUUAGUGUUACAAUACACCUCUGUUUGGGUUACUAUCUGUGUGGAGCUUCAAAUAUUCUCCUUAUGUGUUUAUGUGUAUUUCUCUAGGUUUCCUUCCUACAGGGUAUCUCUCAGGUAUAGCUUUGUUCCCAGAUUUUCAAGGAUAGGUUCAGGCUCCCUUGUGAUAUCAUACAUCUAUUAGCACUGUUUGCUCUUUUAAUUGUUUAUACUGUGAUUCUGUAUUGAAUUUUAUUCUUAAAUUUAGAGCAUGGUUUAAAAGAUGUAGUCAUAAUGAU